CAGAGGGCGCUGCGCGGCCUGUGACGUGCGCCUGCGCAGUGCGGCCCCCUCCCCGCCCCUCGCCCCGCCACCCGGCCGCCUCUCCGCCCCUGGCCGGCCGGGCCCCGCCUCGGCUGCGCGCCUCGCCCCGCUCCAGCCGCCGCUCUCCCCGCAGCAGCCCGCCCGGUGUCCGGCAGCAUGUUCAGCUGGGUCAGCAAGGACGCUCGGCGCAAGAAGGAGCCUGAGCUCUUCCAGACGGUGGCCGAGGGGCUGCGGCAGCUGUACUCGCAGAAGCUGCUGCCCCUGGAGGAGCACUACCGCUUCCACGAGUUCCACUCGCCGGCGCUGGAGGAUGCGGACUUCGACAACAAGCCGAUGGUGCUGCUCGUGGGCCAGUACAGCACGGGCAAGACCACCUUCAUCCGGCACUUGAUCGAGCAGGACUUCCCGGGGAUGCGCAUCGGGCCCGAGCCCACUACCGACUCCUUCAUCGCGGUCAUGCACGGCCCCACCGAGGGCGUGGUGCCGGGCAACGCGCUCGUCGUGGACCCGCGGCGGCCCUUCCGCAAGCUCAAUGCCUUCGGCAACGCCUUCCUCAACAGGUUCAUGUGCGCCCAGCUGCCCAACCCGGUCUUGGAUAGCAUAAGCAUCAUCGACACGCCCGGGAUCCUGUCCGGGGAGAAACAGCGCAUCAGCAGAGGGUACGACUUCGCGGCUGUCCUGGAGUGGUUCGCCGAGCGGGUCGACCGCAUCAUCCUGCUCUUCGAUGCCCACAAGCUGGACAUCUCCGACGAGUUCUCAGAAGUCAUCAAGGCCCUCAAGAACCACGAGGACAAGAUCCGCGUGGUGCUGAACAAGGCCGACCAGAUCGAGACCCAGCAGCUGAUGCGGGUGUACGGGGCCCUCAUGUGGUCCCUGGGGAAGAUCAUCAACACUCCCGAGGUGGUCAGGGUCUACAUCGGCUCCUUCUGGUCCCACCCACUCCUCAUCCCCGACAACCGCAAGCUCUUCGAGGCUGAGGAGCAGGACCUCUUCAAGGACAUCCAGUCUCUGCCCCGGAACGCUGCCCUCAGGAAGCUCAACGACCUGAUCAAGAGGGCAAGGCUGGCCAAGGUUCACGCCUACAUCAUCAGCUCCCUCAAGAAGGAGAUGCCCAAUGUCUUCGGGAAAGAGAGCAAGAAGAAAGAGCUGGUGAACAACCUGGGAGAGAUCUACGCCAAGAUCGAGCGGGAGCAUCAGAUCUCCCCUGGCGACUUCCCGAGCCUCCGCAAGAUGCAGGAACUGCUGCAGAGCCAAGACUUCACCAAGUUCCAGGCCUUGAAGCCCAAGCUGCUGGACACAGUGGACGACAUGCUGGCCAACGACAUCGCCCGGCUGAUGGUGAUGGUGCGCCAGGAGGAGUCCCAGAUGCCCUCCCAGGUCGUCAAGGGCGGUGCCUUCGACGGCACCAUGAAUGGGCCCUUCGGGCACGGCUACGGCGAGGGGGCCGGGGAGGGCAUAGAUGACAUCGAGUGGGUGGUAGGCAAGGACAAGCCCACCUAUGACGAGAUCUUCUACACACUGUCGCCCGUCAAUGGCAAGAUCACGGGCGCCAACGCCAAGAAGGAGAUGGUGAAGUCCAAGCUGCCCAAUACGGUGCUGGGGAAGAUCUGGAAGCUGGCCGAUGUGGACAAGGACGGGCUGCUGGACGACGAGGAGUUUGCCCUGGCCAACCACCUCAUCAAAGUCAAGCUGGAGGGCCAUGAGCUGCCCACCGAUCUCCCCCCACACCUGAUCCCACCCUCCAAGCGGAGGCUCGAGUGACCAGCCGGCCCCGUGCGACCAGCCAGCAGAGACGGGGGGCGGGGAGGGUCGCCGGUUCUCAAGGUCCAUAAAGACUGAGUGGCUGUCUCCUCGGCUCUUGAAAAGGAAAACCACCAUCUUUCUUUCAAAGGCUGUUCCUGGGCCCAGCAGGGAGGCAGGGUGAUACUCGUAUGUGAAUGAUGGAAUUUUAUGCACAAGAACUAUGGAUAUUUUUAAUAUAUAACGUUAGAGGCGGCCUUCUUUCUUGCCUCCUCCGUCUGACAGCCCCAUGCCUUCACGCACACAGCUGGCCUCCCCCCUUGCCUCCCGCUCUGGCUGUGCAGCACUCAGCGCCCACAACCACUCCCAGCGUACCCCUCCUGGCAGCUGCCGGGCUGGGGCCUGUGUAGACAGGAAUGGCUGAAUCUGGGUUAUUCCUAAACUGAGCGAAGCUUCUUCGGGCCAGUGGCCUCCUCCCCAUGUCCCGGACUCGGUUCUUGUGCCUUUUGCCACCUCUCAGCCCCCUGCGCACAGCCCUGCUCUUUGCUCUCCUGGCCUCCCGCCCCUUGCGUGGCCGUCACCGAAGCAAGGCCCAGCUGCCUUUGGGGGAUCAGAGGGGUGGGUGGGUGUGAAAGAAAACAUCUUCCAGAAGAUAUAUAAGCUAAUGUUGGUUCCGUAAAAGUAACACCUCUUAUACUUGACUGGGUUUUCCAGUAACUUCCCAACCACUCGUUCAGAAGCUGUGAUUCUUGUCUCCUUUCCCACUCUAACCAGGGGCAGCUCUACCCAGGAGCCAUGAGACACGGUGUGUGCAGAGCUCCCCCGCCGGGGACCCCAGAGGUGUUCUCUGCGGCACCCUCUCACUCCCUGGACAUUCCGGUGCACCUCCCUGCCCCACCCUUGGGUGGGUGCUAGGUCCUCAUGAACUUGGCAUGGUUUGGUGCUCUAGCCCCGGCCUAGUGGCCAGAGACCAGGGAUAACCCAGCCCCUUGAGCAAAGGAAGGUGGGAUGCCCUUAGAGCAACCCCUUCCCCAGGCUGAGAAUAAACAGGCAGCGAGUGGCCAGCUCAGGCCGCCUCACGGCUUUGCCUUGGUCGGGCUGUCUAAGCAGCAGUAUGUCCGGGCCAUCACUCCCACGGGGGUCUCAGGGACUCCUGCACUCUGACCUCUCCAGCCCCGCCCACCCUCCCAGUGCUGCUCUCCAGGCGUCCGUCCGCUGGGUCCCAGUGGCCAGGAACUGGCCUGGUUACGUCCAGCCGGCCUCGGCCCACCAUUCCGUGCGGUAUUAGAUGAGGGUGAAGGUGCAUUGUUGAGAAUUCACUGUUUCCGAUGCAGUGGCUUUUCCACGCUCAUCUGUGGGAAGAAAAGCAACUAAGACAAGACUUUCUUGAAUUAAAGAAGUUUGUGCUGAA
This is a messenger RNA of Myotis daubentonii (Daubenton's bat), 3172 nucleotides long. It is a transcript of the gene EHD1, whose product is annotated as EH domain containing 1. NCBI's taxonomy places the organism in Eukaryota, Metazoa, Chordata, Mammalia, Chiroptera, Vespertilionidae. The record is from RefSeq and is a predicted model, not a curated record. Gene Ontology annotation, biological process: endosomal transport; endocytosis. Gene Ontology annotation, molecular function: calcium ion binding; GTP binding; protein binding. Gene Ontology annotation, cellular component: plasma membrane; cytoplasm.